UUAAACCAAGCCCUCCCACUUUACUGGCCGCCAUGGGGCUGGGGCUGCUGUUCCAACUGUUGCUGCUCUGGACUCCAGGGACCCAGGGGUCUGAGCUGGACCCCAAAGGGCAGCACGUCUGCAUGGGCAGCAGCCCCUCUGCUGAGCUGCAGUGCUGCCCAGGUUGGAGGCAGAAGGAUCAAGAAUGCACUAUUCCUAUCUGUGAGGGGCUGGAUGCCUGCAAGAAAGACGAGAUAUGCGUGAAACCAGGUCUCUGCCGGUGCAAACCUGGAUUCUUCGGGGCCCAGUGCAGCUCCCGCUGCCCGGGCCAGUACUGGGGCCCAGACUGCCGUGAGACCUGCCCCUGUCACCCACAUGGCCAUUGCGACCCAGCCACAGGCAAGUGCCAGUGCCAAGCGGACCGCUGGGGCAGCCAUUGCGAGUUCACGUGUGCCUGCAGCUCCCACGGCCACUGUGACCCUGAGACCGGAGUGUGCCGCUGCAACCAGGGCUGGUGGUCAUCCACGUGCCGCCGCCCAUGCCAGUGCAGUCCCACAGCACAAUGUGACCAGUCCACCGGGGCCUGUCUGUGCCACCCAGGCUGGUGGGGCCGCCGCUGCAGCUUCCGCUGCUCCUGCAACGGCUCCCCAUGCGAGCAGCUUUCUGGCCGCUGCAUCUGCCAGCCAGGCUGGUGGGACUCCCAGUGCCAGCAGAAGUGUGAGUGCGUGCGCGGCCACUGCAGCGCCACCUCGGGCCAAUGCGCUUGCCCUCCUGGCUUCCACGGCGCGCGCUGCGAGCUGCCCUGUGCUCCUGGCAGCUAUGGGGUACAAUGCAGCAAAAGCUGUGGCCAGUGUGAGCAGAAUGCUCCAUGCUCCCCAGACACAGGCAACUGUGAGUCCUGCGAGCCAGGCUGGUACGGAACCCACUGCCAGCAGCCCUGUUCAUCAGGCACCUUUGGCAAGAACUGCAGCCAACAGUGCCCUCACUGCCGGCUUGGGGAGGCCUGUCAGCCACAGACAGGGCACUGUCAGCACUGUGACCCUGGCUGGCUGGGGACCAGGUGUGAAGAUGCCUGCCCAACGGGCACCUUUGGGGAGGGCUGUGGCUCUACCUGCCCCGCCUGUAUUCAGGGAGCCUGCGAUGCUGUGACAGGAGAAUGUGUCUGCAGCGCUGGGUACUGGGGGACCAGCUGCAACAGUUCCUGCCCAUCUGGCUUCCAUGGAAACAACUGCUCUAUUCCCUGCCAAUGUGCAGAGGGACUCUGCCACCCUGUCUCAGGGGCCUGCCCUUACAGUAAGAAUGCUGCCCUCAUCGUUGGCCUUCUGGCGCCUCUGCUACUGCUCCUCCUGGGCAUUGCCUGCUGUGCCUACUGUUGCUGGGCCACCCGGUUGGACCCCAAGGACAGGCCAGUAAGGGAUGGAGCUGCCUUGUCCAGGAUGAAGCAGCAGGUCUGGGGGGCACUGAGCAGCCUAGGCUCUACACUGUCCUGUGGUUCCCUCAGCAGCCACAAACUUCCCUGGGUGACAGUCUCUCACCAUGACCCAGAGGUCCCCUUCAACCACAGCUUCAUCGAGCCGCCCUCUGCUGGCUGGGCCUCCGAUGACUCCUUCUCUUCUGAUCCUGAGUCUGGAGCAGAGGAUGAAGUUCCUGCCUACUGUGUGCCACCCCAAGAAGGGAUGGUCCCGGUAACCCAAGCAGAGUCAGCAGAGGCCAGCCUGGCUGGAGGCCCCUUCCCUCCCCCAGAGGAUACCUCCACUCCAUUUGCUAUUCCACGAACCUCCAGCCUAGCGCGGGCCAAGCGGCCAUCAGUCUCCUUUGCUGAAGGCACCAAGUUUACAUCGCAGAGUUGCCGAAGCUCGGGGGAACUCUCCAGCCCAUUCCGAAAACCCAAAAGGCUCUCCAGGGGCGCCCAGCCAGGUCCUGAGGGCCAGGAAGCCAAGGAAGCCACGACUCUGGAGCAAGCAAACACAGAUGAGGCCCCUCCUGCUGCCGCCAGCCCCAGAAAUUCUGCCAUUGACAACCAGUACUACCUUGAAGACCAAACAGUGGUUGAGCGUGUGGAAGCCAUUGACAAUGGUGUCCAGGAGAGUUCAGGUCCUGUAGCCACAAUCUACAUGCUGGCAGGGACGCCCCAGAGAUCUGAGGGUCCUUUCUGGUCUAUCAUCCACCGUUUUGGUAAUUUCCGGAAAGGUCAGGCAGAAGCCAAGGUCAAGACUGCCAUCCCUAAGCCUCCACGCAGAGCCCUGGGUCAGAACAAGGGUAGCCCUGGGUUGGCCUCUAGUUCUGUCAGUCAGAGCCCUGGUGCUAUUGCUAAGCCACCACGCAGGGCCCGAGGUCGGAACAAGGGCAGCCCUGGGCUGUUCUCUGGCUCUGCCAGUCAGAACCCUGGCUCAGCUCCCACUGCCAAGCUCAUUGGUACCAUGGAGUCUAUAGGAGCUGGAUCAGAGGAAGCGUCCAGGGGCCUGGGGGAUGACAUUGAGAGCUCAGGGAGGGUCCAGGAGCCAGUCUUUGGGAACAGCCCUCAAGAACAGGAUCUCCAAAAGCAGGCAGAAGAGGAAGGGCUGGAGGAACCCCUAUAUGAGAAUGUUGUACUCAUGUCUGGGCCACUAGAGCCCUAAGGACCCUGAAUUUGGGGAGUUGAAAGAGUGUGAUUGGGGUGGCAGGGCAGGGAGGGGGCACCAGAACUGUCCAUGGAUCAGAUUAUACUUUGUGAUAGGAAAUGAUCCCAGAGCCAGAACAGACUUCUAGAGCCUCUGUCCUGGAGAAGGCCAGGGUUAAGAGGCCAGUUGGCUCUGGGCCCUGGCAGUACUGGAAGCCUGGACAGAGACCCUGCAGGAUGGGGUCAGGAAGUGGGAAGAGAUGGCUACAGGGACUUUUUCUCUGUUAUUCUGAAUUCUGCCCCAAAGGACUAUUAUUUCCUUCAUUUGUAAAACAUUGUUCUGAAAUCAGAAACAAACUAAAUGUUUGAUGAUGAAAGAUAGACAAAACAAAUAUUUCUUAAGAAAAUCAUGUGUACCAUAUUUAAUAUGAGAGAAUGUGCUAUGCUAAAUAUGUAAAAAGCAAUUUAAA
Messenger RNA from Sciurus carolinensis (gray squirrel), 3048 nucleotides. RefSeq names its product scavenger receptor class F member 1 (gene Scarf1). The record is from RefSeq and is a predicted model, not a curated record. Lineage: Eukaryota; Metazoa; Chordata; Mammalia; Rodentia; Sciuridae. The transcript has 11 exons. Bases 33 to 2597 code for a protein of 854 amino acids. Gene Ontology annotation, molecular function: scavenger receptor activity.